AUGUCGAACAACGAACAACGCAUCGCGUAUCAUAUCCUAACGCGAAUAACAAACUAAAACAAAAACGAAUAAAGUCAAAGUCAGCGAUAUUAAUUAAUGAGUGGUUCAAUGUGUGGGCAUAGUGCAUGCGCAUAACACUUAAGUAAGUGAUUUAAGCAGAAUUUAAGCACAAAAUAGACAAAGGUUGUUGUUGUCUCUUGCUGUGCGUUGUGUGUGGAAUAGGAUAAAAACCAAAGAAGUUUUGCCCCGAUUUGGAGCUGCGCAGUUUUCGCGAAAGGCAAUAUCCGCCGCCCGUGCCCCCCUCGCGUUUGUGCAUAAAUCAACCGCGCGCGCGGUAGAAAUAUCAUCAUCGCUUGCGCGACCACUGCGCGACCACUGAGGCCUCCGAAGGUGAACUGGAAGAUCAGAAACACACCACGAUGAUGUUCUAUUUACUCUGCUUCACGCUGAGUAGUGUUGUGUUGGUUGCCGGUGAGCAUAAAGUACACAACAUUGUCUUGUACCCGGAGCGACACUCCUGGUGUCAAACCACACCGAUCAGACAGGUGGUUGCGAUGCCUGGCUAUGCACCGCUGACGAUUGAUAACCACGUGUGUGUGGGCGCCUGCUACAGCUACAGCAUUCCUCGCACGCAACCAGCUGAGCCCGGUGAACUCAUCGGACCGUACUGCGAUAGUUGUCAGCCGAAAACAACGCAAUGUUAUCAUGUUACGCUGCGUCGCGCGAAUUUCAACGCUAAUCUUACUGAUGAUACGCAGCAGAUGCGUAAACGUGUGCAGAUCAUCACCGAUUGUAGUUGUUCGAGUUGUAGUCGUGCUAUCAGCGAGCAAAAUCCAGAUGAAUGUGAUUUAGAGGAUGGUAAUACCCUGGAAUUACCUGCGAGUCUUGUUGCGGCUAAAGAUAGUCAGGAGAAGGCGGAUGGUAUGCAACCAGAAGUGCCUGAGUUAAUGGCAAUACCUCCGCCGAAGACGUAUGCAACCCAAUCGACACAAACCAGUGCGGAAGUUGGGUUAAUGCGCACCUAUCAUUUAUCUGAAUCUCUACGACGUUUAUUGAGAGAUAUUCAGGAGAAUGAUGAUAAUUUUGUGUCUUCCACAUCAUUUACACCCGAAAAAUUAGUGGAUAUGCGGCAGUUAGUUGAGAUUAUUCAAGGUCAGGACGGAUUACUCACUGAUCGUGAUGUGAUUGACUUUGUGAACUGGAUAAAUGAACACGAAGAUGAGAAUGGCAUGGAAUUAGAUGCUUUGAAGUUGAAAAUUGUUUUAGAUGCAUUUUAUCGACGAGAAUUACGAUUGAAACAUAAAAAGUUUGGUUUGGGUACAACACAAACCACGCAAACAGAAAACGAUGAUUAUGAUUCAUCUACACAUGAACAUGAAAAGCCUUUAAUUGAAGGUAGUCAUCUGUCAAUGGGGCAUAAAAAAGGCGCACAUAUCACGAUGGGUAUCAGAGAUAAUAUCAUUCCAUCAGGUGAUGAUGGUAAUGAAGAAAAUGACAAUACCUCGGCUGAAAUGACAGAUGUAGAUGGCGCUAGUGGUGAAAUUGAGGUUAAACAUCACCAGCAUCAUGUAGGCGACACAAUCACAACUGGCGGCAGUGUAGCACACCUUGUAAUGGGCCCGCAUGGCAGUCUUGUGCUCGCCGCGCCCUCUGCUGAAGAAAGGUUAAGUCUGGCAAGCGAUGAAGUUGUUCCCAACCAGGAAGGAACCGUUAUAGAUUACCACCAUCAUCGCAAUCAUCAUAGAUCCACACCUGCAAGUGUAACUCUCUAGUAAUCGUAGCGCUAGUAAUAUUAACACUCUAUUGUUUUGUUUUUUCUGUUGAGAUCUUUAUUGUAUCAUUUAUUUUGUCUGUUUUUAUCUUCCGACACUUACAAUACGUACUUAAUUUAUUACUUCGACUUGGAAAAUGUUUUGGCUGUGUCUGUGCCUCUGUGUGUGUGUGUGUAUGUGCGUGUUGUUUAAUUGUUUGUAAUGUUUUUUUGUUUGUUUUGGAAUUUGUUGCUCUUUAUUCGUGGUGAAAUUUUGUUUUAUUCUGCUCAGAGAUACUUAUAUUAUACAUUAAUCAGCGGCGUU
Messenger RNA from Dalotia coriaria, 2075 nucleotides. RefSeq lists its product as uncharacterized. The coding region runs from base 420 to 1772 and encodes 450 amino acids. Gene Ontology annotation, biological process: animal organ morphogenesis. The transcript has 2 exons. NCBI's taxonomy places the organism in Eukaryota, Metazoa, Arthropoda, Insecta, Coleoptera, Staphylinidae. The record is from RefSeq and is a predicted model, not a curated record. Gene Ontology annotation, molecular function: BMP binding; receptor ligand activity.